Glossina fuscipes is the source of this 2123-nucleotide messenger RNA. Its product is annotated as serine proteinase stubble. Gene Ontology annotation, molecular function: serine-type endopeptidase activity. Lineage: Eukaryota; Metazoa; Arthropoda; Insecta; Diptera; Glossinidae. The transcript has 6 exons. The coding region runs from base 159 to 2123 and encodes 654 amino acids. Gene Ontology annotation, biological process: proteolysis. The record is from RefSeq and is a predicted model, not a curated record.
GUUGUGAAUAAUUAGGAGCUUGAAAUAAACAAGUCUGACAUAUUAAAAAUGUUGACUGUAUAAGGAAUCAUAUGAAAAAAAGAAAAAUUAUUUUAUUUAUAUUUUAAUACUUUAAACAACAAAAAGCAAAGAUUACCUACUUUUUUUUCUGUUAAAACAUGUUUAAGAAAUGGAAAAGAUCCCUUUUUGGGAUACUUUUAAUACAAUUGUUUGUCAAAACGUUCGGCGGUAAUUUAAAGAUUAAUAUGAAAAAUGAUACUCACAGUGACAUGGAAAGAAGUGCCGCGGUAAAUAGAAUGCUUUUAAAUUCCCAUACAAUUAAUAAAGAAAAUACUACAACCAUAAUAGCUACUAACAAAGACUAUGAUAAAAAAACCAUUAGCUUAUCGAAAGAAAGCGUUCAAGAAAAAGAAUCGUUAACACCAAUAAAUGAUUUUUUCUCUCAGAAAAUUUUCCGAAAUCGCACAAGUCGUCACAUAUACUACCGACCGCAAUAUUUUUAUAUACAGAAUGUGGUAGCGGGCCGUCCACACUGUGCCACUAAUCAAGGCUUGCUAGGAAUUUGCGUCAGUUUCGAUAAUUGCAAACAACAAAAAGUAUAUAAGCGCAACAAUAGACAACAAUGGCCAUCAAUAACACCUCGGGAGCCUUGUAGGUCUUUUGAUAUGUUCGCAAGAGAGUUUAUUGGCGUAUGCUGUACUUUUUUUGACAUUAAUAGAGAACACAUGAGCCAUAAGAAAGGCAAUAUACCUUCUACCGUUCAAGGAAAUGUGCAACAAUUUGAUUUAAAUAAUGUUUUUCCUUCCGCUCCUAAUGAUGACAGUGCGGAGGUGGUAGAGCUUCCUGAUAAUUUCAGUCAUUCGACUGAAUCAUUCAAUGAUUCCAGUGACAACGAAGAGGAGAACAACCUUGUUUACGAUCCUAUUAGGGAAGAUGAUUGGCGGAAAGCUCCUUUCUACGGUGUCGCGCAUUAUCCUUGGGCUCCACAGUUUGUAGCAUUUGCAGAUAUACCUCAACAAUGGCCGCCUCCACUACCCACACAUCCCCCCGCUUUAGCAAAUUGGCCGCCACCUAUACCAACACACCCACCCAAUCAUCAUUAUCCUACCCACCCUCCUUCUUCAGCACAAACAAUGCCUAACAAAGAUUUGAGCACAACAGUUAUAACAAGUGGUAUGAAGCCUUCCACCAAUCCUGCUAUUACUACUACUACUACUACCAAACGCCCGAGUUAUCCUAAUUUCCCAGGAUAUCCACAUUAUCCUACAUACCGACCAUUGACCACUACUGCUGUAACCACUACUUCAAGGCCAUCUUCAACUGGAUCAAAUAGUUCUACCCUGCCCAGCUUACCAUUAAAAUGUGGUAUCAGAAACGCCAUUUCACCUGAUCAGGAACGCAUCGUUGGCGGCUCAAACGCUAGCCCUCAUGAAUUUCCUUGGAUUGUUGUGCUUUUCAAAUCCGGGACGCAAUUCUGUGGAGGCAGUCUGAUCACAAAUAAUCAUAUUUUGACUGCGGCUCAUUGUGUGGCACGGAUGAACUCCUGGGAUGUAGCUGCCCUUACUGCUCACCUCGGAGAUUAUAAUAUACGCACCGAUUUUGAAGUUCAGCAUAUAACUCGUCGUAUAAAACGCUUAGUGCGACAUAAAGGUUUUGAUUAUAACACUUUGCAUAACGAUAUUGCUAUACUAAGCCUUGAUGAACCCGUUAGAUUUAGUCACGAAAUCCGACCAAUAUGUUUGCCUACAUCGACCAGCCAGCAAACUCGGAGUUACAGCGGACAAUUGGCUAUUGUUGCUGGCUGGGGCAGCUUACGUGAGAGUGGUCCUCAGCCGGCCAUUUUACAAAAGGUACACGUACCUAUUUGGACUAACACUGAAUGUGCUCAAAAAUACGGCAGAGCGGCUCCAGGUGGCAUUAUAAGCUCAAUGAUUUGCGCUGGUCAGGCGACGAAGGACUCGUGUAGUGGCGAUUCUGGAGGGCCUUUGAUUGUAAAUGAAGCCGGCCACUAUGUACAAGUUGGUAUCGUGUCAUGGGGUAUUGGUUGUGGCAAAGGGCAAUAUCCUGGCGUUUACACAAGAAUCACAUCCUUAUUACCAUGGAUUUAUAAAAAUCUCAAAUAG